UGUAACCUUUAGCAUAAUUUUAUUCAUCUGUUUAUUAUUAAUGCAAUGGCCUUUGAGUUUUUCUUUCAUCAAUAUCUUAGUUUUUAUUUGUUUACAAUCAAGAAAAUUAAAGAAAAUAAGUGAUUCUUGGUGGGCGUUUGUGUGUUUUUCUUGUUUGGUUUUAUGAGGUGUCUUGAUGGAACAUAAAAAAGGUUGAAAGGUGGUCUGAUAUUUUGAGAGAAGAUGGCCAUGUCACUGGAGGACCUCCUCGCAAAGGAAGGAUUCAAUAGGAGGAUGUCAAAAACGAUGCCUAGAGCUUCAUCGGGAACAAAGGGAAAGAGUGGUCCUAUUUACCGACUUCAAGAUCCUUAUAAGUAUGUCGCUUCAUCAGGUGCAAAAAAGACGGAGAGGAUAAAAUCUGAUAUCCCCCGGCAUGACUUGAAAAGUAAGCACAGAAUGGGCUCUUGCGAUCUAUCAUCAGAUGUUAAGAGGAUAAGUAUUAGUUCUUUCGAUGAGUUUCUAUCUGCUAAUGCUUCUCAAAGCAAUGAGAUAGUUGAGGUCGAAGAGCGAAAUGAUUUGAGAUACAACCGUAUAUACUCAAAUCGAACUUACAGAAAUGACGGCGAAGGCAAGUCUUCUAGCAGAAGUGAGGAAGCAGAAGCAAAGAGAGAAUCCUUCGGAAAAGAUACACGAGCAACAACAAAAUGUCUCAAUAAUUCGAGCAAACAUAUUUCAGGACGUCCAAGCUUUAGAGAUAAUUAUCAGAAGCAUAUGGAACAGCCGGAGACGUCCUACAGCAGAUCAGCUAGAAGUUCACUAACCAACAAAAGUUACGGGGAGAUUGAGCACAAUGCAGCUGUUCCUGCUUUUGAUGAAGUAGCUAUUCAAGCCGUUAUCUCUAUCUUGAGCGGGCAUAUAAAAUGUUUUCUCCGAGAUGAGGAUUUUAGGACAUCGCUUCGUCACAAUAGUUUUGCUUCCCUAAAUUUUGUUGGAUCUGAAGAAGGCCUGAAUACUGAAAGCAAGAUCAUAGCCACUCUAGAACAGGCUAUCGAAACAGUAGAAAGAGCUGCAGAGGAUUGUGCAAAUGAGAGAGAGCUUAAGAAAGCCUCACUGCAGCUUAGUAUAAUAACUGGGUUGAAUUCAGGUGAGUUACGGGAUCAGUUUACGUCUGGAAUUCCCAAUUCUAAAUUGGCAGCUUGUGCUCAUCUGUAUCUCAGUGUAAUAUAUAAGAUACAGAAGAAGGACCGUAGCGCUGCAAAGCACCUCCUGCAAGUUUUCUGCGAUUCACCUUUUCAAGCAAGGACUAGUUUGCUGACUGAUUUGUGGGAUCGCAUGUUUCUUCCUCAUCUUUCACAUUUAAAGGACUGGUAUGAUUCAGAAGCUAAUUUUCUUGAUGAUUUACGUAAUAAGUCAAGAAAGCUGAAGCUACUUGACAAAUUGUACAGUGAAAAUCUGGACAAAUGUACUUCUCAGUUUGCAGUUUACUACAAGGAUUGGCUAAUCGAUGGGGCUGAGAUUCCUGUAGUUCCUUCUAUUCAAAUUCCUUCGAUAUCUAUACAGCGUGGAGGUUCCUUUAGCAACUCUUCCCACUUAAGUAGUGGCCUUGGCGGUUUCUCACCUCAGCCGUUUGUUAGCAAAAAGUUGUAUGAUGAAGUAUUCCGUCAUUCACAUAAACUAGGAGCGGAAUCAGAAGAGCACCAGGACGAAAGCUAUGAAAUUAGUAAGAGAAGGCCUGCUAGUUUUGCUGCUAAAAAUCUGGUACCGUUGACAUACUCCGCUGAAGUGAUUAAGUGUAUAGAGCGAGAUGUUGAGCCUGGUGCUACAGAUGAUUCAUUAAGUUUUGAAUACGUAACUUCAAACAACUUGGAUCGGUAUGUGUAAAUUGUUGGUUAAAAUCCUGGAUAAGUUUCUGCCACAUUUUGUCCGGUGAGAUUUGAAGCAAAUGAAGUACUACAUGGUCCAUUUACGACAAUAAAUAGAGGACGUUUGAAUGAUGUAGAUGCCUUAGCUCCUGUAUUCCAAUUUACCCUUGGAUUCUUCAAAAUCUAUUUUGUAAAACAACUUGUAGUUUUGUGGA
Molecule: messenger RNA, 2056 nt
Organism: Capsicum annuum
Lineage: Eukaryota; Viridiplantae; Streptophyta; Magnoliopsida; Solanales; Solanaceae
Exons: 2
Coding region: 223-1860 (545 amino acids)
Source: RefSeq, a predicted model, not a curated record